AUGGCUUCUUCUUUGGGUUCUUUGGUCCUGGUCCUCGUGGCGUUGGUGCCGUGGAGCGUGGCGUCCCGGCAGCAGGCGUGCAGAAGGUGGAGCGAGUUUGAUCGACUGGUGGCGGAUCUGAACGCCACGUUCAAGCACUGUCCGUCAGACUGCGACGCUCCGCACAUCACUAAGUGUGAGUUCCCGUCGUUCCUGAUCUAUGGCCUGAGGGCCGUGAACCACACGCUGCCUGACAGAUCACGGUCCGUCCAGAAAGUCAUCGACAAACUGCUCUUCACCCAGAGCCACUGCAAGAACGACCUGUCAUCUGUCAACCCUCGAUGUCUCUUCAGUUUUUCUGCUCAGUCGUUUUUCUCGUUUCUGCAACAAACCAAACAAUGGAUCCACAGCGGUCAGGAGCAGAGGAGGCAGCUCUAA
This is a messenger RNA of Knipowitschia caucasica, 417 nucleotides long. NCBI's taxonomy places the organism in Eukaryota, Metazoa, Chordata, Actinopteri, Gobiiformes, Gobiidae. The record is from the annotation of a GenBank genome assembly.